AUGUCGACCUGGCGAGCGGUCAGGAGCACAGGCAAGCGAGCCUGGAGACAGCCCAGCCAAAACGGGUGCACCGAGCGCAGCGAGCACUGCGAGUUUUUCGAGCGCGAGCUACUUUCUGAUGCGCCUGUUCAGGAGGGAGAGAAGGGCUACCCUGCCAGGAGGUGGCGUCCCAAACCUGCAGUGCUUUCGCCGCCCUCGCAAACCGUCGCGCUGGCAAGGCCUGUGACACCCAAGGAUUCCAACGCCCGAGUAGUUUGGCUUCUGGGGAACCGCUGCGUGGAGCUGCUGCUGCCAUCUGGAGCAGUGCGUUGCUCCACUCUGCCAGCAGCCAUCAAGGCGGGCUCACGGUCAGUGGCGGAUGUGGCAAUUCCAGGCCGUUUCUACGUGCUCGAGAACGGCAGCUCCAGGGUCUGGCAGGUGGAUCUGGGUUUAGGUCCGCCAAAGCCACUGGGCGAUGAGGCUGAGGCCUGGCGUUUCCGUGCUUCGCUGGGAUCUCGAUUAGUCAGCUGUGGCCCUGAAAACCGGUGGCUGCUGGUCACGGGUACGCCGCAUCACGGGGCCCACAGCCCUUGGCUUUUCGACUUGGACUCACUGCGCUGGGAGGCCCUGCCAGCAGCACCUCAUGCCAUACUCUCUUCUGCUGUGGCAGUGCAACCCGGCACCUCAGAGGUAACAAUCCUGGGAGGCUGGAGCAAGAUGAGUAGCUGCCACGGCCACGACGUUGCCGAGCAGCGGUGGCCGGCCAACCUGGACGGUAAUUCCCGGGCGUCUGCCCUGGCGGCGGCCGGGAGCUGCGACCUACUUGGAGGAUGGGCGCAUGCUCAUCUCGCUGGGAUGGAUGGAGUGCGAGGGUGCUGUGGGCGCAAACAACUUCAAGCUGUUGCCCAGGAAUGGUGCUGCUCAGCGCGCGCGUUCCUCUUCCUCCCGGCUGGUGGCCUUGGGCGGGGGGGCACACCUGGAAGAGCUGUCUGUACUGCCCCUUGCAGACAGCUUCGAAAACCUGGGGCAGAUCUUCGCACUGGGCAACUCCCUGGCCUGUGUAGGAAGGGACCAUGUCCAGGCCUUCGACCUCACUUCUGGGUCGUGGCAAAGAUGGCCUUUGCCCGCA
Symbiodinium pilosum is the source of this 1108-nucleotide messenger RNA. Lineage: Eukaryota; Dinophyceae; Suessiales; Symbiodiniaceae. The record is from the annotation of a GenBank genome assembly.